Glycine soja is the source of this 1776-nucleotide messenger RNA. RefSeq names its product linamarin synthase 1-like. The coding region runs from base 47 to 1495 and encodes 482 amino acids. The record is from RefSeq and is a predicted model, not a curated record. NCBI's taxonomy places the organism in Eukaryota, Viridiplantae, Streptophyta, Magnoliopsida, Fabales, Fabaceae. Gene Ontology annotation, molecular function: UDP-glycosyltransferase activity. The transcript has 2 exons.
CAAAUCCUUCUUCACCUUCACAAUUAGAAAAAAAAAAAAACAAAAAAUGGGCGUUUCUCGUUCUCAAAAGCCUCAUGUUGUUUGUGUGCCAUUCCCAGCACAAGGCCACGUGAACCCUUUUAUGCAACUAAGCAAACUCCUUCUUUGCACCGGUUUCCACAUAACCUUUGUGAACACCGAGUUCAACCACAAGCGUUUGGUGAAGUCUCUUGGACAAGAAUUUGUCAAGGGACAACCUCAUUUUCGAUUUGAGACCAUACCAGAUGGGUUGCCUCCAUCUGACAAAGAUGCAACACAAAGCAUUGCAGCAUUGUGUGAUGCAACUAGAAAACAUUGUUAUGAGCCACUCAAAGAGCUUGUGAAGAAGCUCAAUGCUUCACAUGAAGUGCCUUUGGUUACCUCUAUCAUCUAUGAUGGGCUAAUGGGCUUUGCAGGGAAAGUGGCAAGGGAUUUGGACAUUUCUGAACAACAAUUUUGGACAGCCUCAGCUUGUGGUUUAAUGGGAUACUUGCAAUUUGAUGAGCUUGUCGAAAGAGGCAUUAUUCCCUUCCAAGAUGAAAGUUUCACUACUGAUGGGUCAUUGGAUACAAAUCUAGACUGGAUAUCUGGAAUGAAAAAUAUGCGAAUCAGAGAUUGUCCAAGUUUCGUGAGAACUACCACUCUAGAUGAAACCAGUUUUAUUUGCUUUGGUAUAGAAGCAAAAACCUGCAUGAAAUCAUCUUCAAUCAUAAUUAACACCAUCCAAGAAUUGGAAAGUGAAGUUCUCAAUGCCCUUAUGGCUCAGAACCCAAAUAUAUAUAACAUUGGUCCACUUCAAUUGUUAGGAAGGCAUUUUCCUGAUAAAGACAAGGGCUUCAAGGUGAGUGGGUCAAAUCUUUGGAAAAAUGACUCAAAAUGUAUCCAAUGGCUAGACCAAUGGGAACCUUCCUCAGUCAUAUAUGUGAAUUAUGGAAGUAUUACUGUGAUGUCCGAGGAUCAUUUGAAAGAAUUUGCUUGGGGACUAGCAAAUAGCAAUUUACCAUUUUUGUGGAUAAAAAGGCCAGAUUUGGUAAUGGGUGAGUCCACACAAUUGCCACAAGACUUCUUAGAUGAGGUUAAAGAUAGAGGAUACAUAACAAGUUGGUGCCCCCAAGAGCAAGUGCUGUCUCAUCCAUCAGUUGGGGUUUUCCUAACUCAUUGUGGCUGGAAUUCUACACUAGAAGGUAUAAGUGGGGGUGUCCCUAUGAUAGGUUGGCCUUUCUUUGCUGAACAACAAACAAAUUGCAGGUACAUAUGCACAACUUGGGGGAUAGGAAUGGAUAUUAAAGAUGAUGUAAAAAGGGAGGAGGUGACAACACUUGUGAAAGAAAUGAUAACCGGAGAAAGGGGGAAGGAAAUGAGACAAAAGUGUCUGGAGUGGAAAAAGAAAGCAAUAGAAGCCACUGAUAUGGGAGGAUCAUCAUAUAAUGAUUUCCAUCGAUUAGUGAAGGAGGUUCUUCACAAUGAUGUUGUUUGAGUCUUUCAAUAUAUUGGGGGUCCGAAGGUAGGGUAUUAGGUGUUUCAAUAUUGGAGAUCCUAGUGUUGGGCUGGGCUAUCAAACAAAAUAUUAUGAAGAAACUAGCAUGACUUGAUGGCUGAAAAUCAAGUCUAUUAAAUAAAGAUUUGUGUGGAUGUAAUUCAUCAUAUAUUGUAUUGAUUUGAAGUGUAUGUCGGUUUACAAUAUACAUGUAAACUUUCAAUUCGAUGUAAUUGAGGUUAAAUUAUAAUUUUGAUCCUCUAAUUUAAAAAAUUCAUGAA